This is a messenger RNA of Raphanus sativus (radish), 373 nucleotides long. Its product is annotated as E3 ubiquitin-protein ligase RSL1-like. Lineage: Eukaryota; Viridiplantae; Streptophyta; Magnoliopsida; Brassicales; Brassicaceae. The record is from RefSeq and is a predicted model, not a curated record. Gene Ontology annotation, molecular function: nucleic acid binding; RNA-DNA hybrid ribonuclease activity. The annotation marks the transcript as partial. The transcript is spliced from 2 exons.
AGUAUUCACAGCAGAUACAUAGAUGGAGGAAGAUGACCCAAAAUCCUCCUGCGACAUAAGUUCUGAAUACUACCGUCUUUACUUCAAGGGUUUGAUCAAUGAGGAAACAACUACGGUUUUGGCCGGAUUUGGAGUUGCCAUCUGCGACAAAGAAAACAAUCUGUUGUUUCAGAUGAAGGGUCCACUACACGGCUCGGCCAUCACAGAUUUGGAGGCUGAGCUUAUGGCAUUGAGGCGAGGACUAACUGAAGCUGUCAUGGGGAGAUACGUGCUUGAGGAAGAUAACAUUGUCUUGCUAAUGGAUGAUGUGCAACGCAUCAGACAACAAUUGGCGUCUAGUAUCCCUGUUCUGGUGAACGAAGAUCAAACUAAG